UUUCUUCAUAAAUAAACUCAUCAAUCAUCACUACUUUUCAGUUUAUUAUCAUAUCUCAAUAAAAAUUCUUUUCUUCCCAAAAUGACAAACUUGAAAACCAUAACUAUGUUCCUCUUCUUAUUCUUAAUUGCCAUGACUUCAUUACCAUCAAUAACUCACUGCAGAACCCUGAUCAUUCCAAACAAUGAAAAACUCAUGGAAAGCACUUGCAAGAAAACACCAAACUACAACGUAUGCCUUCAAUCUCUUAAAGCAUACCCCGGAAGCUCCGGCACCGACGUCAAUGGCCUGGCCCAAAUAAUGGUGAAGGUGAUGAGAUCAAAAGCAAAUGAUGCCAUUAACAUGAUCCAUGAGCUUCAAAGAAGUAGACCAAGUAAAGCACUGAGUUCAUGUGCAAGCAAGUAUAACGCAAUUGUGAUUGGUGAUAUACCAGAAGCCACUGAAGCUCUUGCGAAAGGUGAUCCUAAAUUUGCAGAAAAUGGAGCAAAUGAUGCUGCUAAUGAAGCUACCUUUUGUGAAAAUGGAUUCAAUGGGAAAUCACCUCUCACCCAACAGAACAAUGCUAUGCAUGAUGUUUCUGCUGUUACUGCUGCUAUUGUUAGAUUGUUACUCUAGUUAAUUAGUUAGUUAAUUACAUUCACUAAUUAAUAUAUGCUUCUAUCUGUUAUCAGAAAUCUGGAACAUGGUGUUCUCGAAUAAUGCAUUUAUAGUAAUUAUAUGUAAAA
Molecule: messenger RNA, 725 nt
Organism: Arachis stenosperma
Lineage: Eukaryota; Viridiplantae; Streptophyta; Magnoliopsida; Fabales; Fabaceae
Product: cell wall / vacuolar inhibitor of fructosidase 1-like
Exons: 1
Coding region: 82-615 (177 amino acids)
Biological process (GO): negative regulation of catalytic activity
Molecular function (GO): enzyme inhibitor activity
Source: RefSeq, a predicted model, not a curated record